GCUUCAUUCAUCUACUAUAAGAAAUUCCCUCGCAGGAUAAAAAUUGGGAGCGUCAGUUAAUAUUAUUCUCUUAAUAACUGUUAUUAUUAUUAUUAGUACAUUUAUGUAGGUUAUAUACGUGCGCUAUACUGUAACCAUCCAGCAGCAGCAGGAAAAGAAACACAAGACUUGGUGGUCGGGCGAGAAAGUAGAAGAGAAAACCCUCGAAAGACAUAAUGCCCGAGCAGGACUUGUUUGCCUGGAAGCCCGAGUCUUGUCAGGAGGACUACUCGGUGCCGCCAGAUGGCGCGUAUGUGGCAGCUAGAGACUCGCUGGCCAGAAAGGUCCUGCCUGCCAAGAGCAAGCACAAGACCCUCAAGAUCUUCGGCGUCGUCAAGCAGUUGAUCGAUGCUGGGGUUAUUUGAGGGAAGGACUUGACCCGCAUUGCCUUGCCCGUGUCUGUGAAUGAGCCCCUGAGCAUGCUGCAGAGGAUUGCAGAGAGUCUCGAGUAUGGCUACUUGCUGGACAAGGCUGACCAGGCUGAUGACGCCAUCUUGAGGAUGGAGCUGCUCAUGGCCUUUUGUGUCAGUUGUCUGUCGUCCAGCAAAGACCGAAGCUUGAAGCCCUUCAACCCCGUUCUCGGGGAAACAUUCCAACUGGAGACACCCGAUUCCAGAUGCAUAGCGGAACAAAUCAGCCAUCACCCGCCAAUCUCCGCAUUCCACGCCCAGGGAAAGCAGUUCACUGUGUACUGCAACCUCCAGCCAAGGGUCGUCUUUUGGGGAAUGUCGCUAGAAGUGGACCCCAACAGCAACCACGUCAUCACUUUGAAGAGGCACAAUGAACAUUACUUCUGGACUGGUGUACCGAUCAUCAUCAAGAGCAUAUUGUUCGGCACCCCGCAUCUGGAAUACGACGGCGUGCUGGAGAUCCGGAAGCACAACUCGACGCUGCGAGGGAUCCUGGACUUUGCAGCCGGAAACAGGGCCAAGUCAUCGGACGUGGAAAGAACGCGUGUUGUUGGGACCAUCUUUGACGGUGAGCGGAAAUUGCGGAAUCUCAAGGGAUUUUGGGCAGACCACUUGAUGAGCACCUCUGCAACCGGCCCUGACUUCAGGAGGGCCUCAGCCGGCGCCAACAGUGGUGGUUUCCAUCGGCUGAGAAAUCCAGCAGAUGAGCAGGUUAAUAAGAGACGCUCGAACCAUCAGAAGGUCCGCAGUUCUGGUUCUUCUGCAGCCAAUAAGACGAACCGACAGAAGUCGCAGGCCAACAGCACUUUGAAAAUUGACAAAUGUGACCCAGGUGACUCGCAAAACGAUAGACUCUUGUUCAAGAUGACGGAAAGGCCUCCCAAAUCUAGUGAUUACUUCAGCUUCAGCUACUUCGCUCUGACUCUGAACCAGUUGCGACGCGAGCCUGGCAGCGACAUCUGUGCGACAGACUCGCGUUUCCGUCCAGAUCUGCGUCUCUUCGAAGAAGGCAAAGAGCAGCAAAGCGAAGAAGCCCGAGACAGGCUGCGACAACGCGCACAUGAGAACAGGAACAAGAAUAACACGACGACGACAGCAGCGAAUGAAGGGACAACUUCCACAUCACAUCAUCCUCACAAGCCCAGGUUUUUGAAAUUCGACUCCACUUUAACAGGAUUGACAUUUUGGUUUCUUUACUUGUUGACCUCAACGAACAUUAUACAAUAA
Messenger RNA from Notodromas monacha, 1676 nucleotides. The record is from the annotation of a GenBank genome assembly. NCBI's taxonomy places the organism in Eukaryota, Metazoa, Arthropoda, Ostracoda, Podocopida, Cyprididae.